CAUUUGCCAUCACAAACGAAACGCCAACUAGCAAAGUGCAUGUCGUGCGUGAAACACAAACUAAACAUCCCAAAAAUCCAAAUAUCUUCUCUCAGAGUCGCUUACCUUCUUCUUUAGCCAAUCCAUUAACACACAAAAGAAAAAAAAGGAGCUUUCCCCACUCCAAUUCUCAGCACCACGUGCACCCUCUCCUCCACCUCUCUCUCUCUCUCCCCCUCUGUGCGACCAGAGACUUAACAGAGACAAAACAAACUAAAGGAGAUUCCCAUGUGAGUUCAGCACCAACAGUAAGAGAAAAUCCUCUAAGAAGAUCUAUUAACCAAUGCACGCGAAGAACCGGCUGCCAAGCAGCGGCCACACCACCCCGUCGCCACCACCCUCGCCGCUCCGUUCCCCUCGCUACCGCCACGGCCGGUCCAAAGGGGGUCGGUUCCCCCCGGUCCAGCCGGGCCGGACCAUUGCCCAUCGUCUUGCUUGGCUGCUCCUCUCUGUGCUCCUUCGUCGUCAGGGUUUCUUUCUCUUCGCUCCCCUAAUCUACAUCUCGGGUAUGCUUCUCUACAUGGGCACUGUGUCUUUUGAUGUGGUUCCCGUUAUCAAGCACCGACCCGCUCCCGGCUCCGUUUACAGGAGUCCCCAGGUGUACGCAAAGCUACGGCCCGAGAUGGAUGCGGAUAAUUCAUCUGAUGCUAUAUCAACUAUAUGGAAACACUCAUAUAAAAGCGGGGAAUGGAAGCCAUGUGUAAACAGGUCUUCUGGAGGCUUACCUGAGUCUAAUGGUUACAUAUAUGUUGAGGCAAAUGGUGGCCUAAAUCAGCAGCGAACAUCGAUAUGCAAUGCUGUUGCUGUGGCUGGCUACCUUAAUGCAACCCUUGUAAUUCCCAACUUUCAUUAUCAUAGCAUAUGGAGAGAUCCUAGCAAAUUCAAGGACAUCUAUGAUGAGGAUUAUUUUGUACAAACCUUGGAGAAUGAUGUACAAGUGGUUGAUAAGAUUCCCGAAUAUUUAAUGGAACGUUUUGACCAUAACAUGAGCAAUGUCUUCAACUUUAAAAUAAAAGCAUGGUCAUCCAUCCUGUACUACAGGGAUUCUGUCCUACCAAAGUUGCUUGAAGAAAAGGUUAUAAGGAUUUCUCCUUUUGCAAAUAGACUAUCAUUUGAUGCUCCUCCACCUGUCCAGAGACUUAGGUGCUUGGCAAACUAUGAAGCUUUACGAUUUUCAAACCCUAUAUUAACGUUAGGAGAAACUUUGGUUUCAAGAAUGAAGGAACGCAGCAUUGAUAAUGGUGGCAAGUACAUUUCUGUGCAUCUUCGUUUUGAGGAGGAUAUGGUUGCUUUCUCAUGUUGUGUGUUUGAUGGUGGGGAACAAGAAAAACGAGACAUGAUUGCCGCAAGAGAAAGAGGUUGGAAAGGGAAAUUUACAAAACCUGGUCGAGUUAUACGACCAGGAGCCAUCAGGCUCAAUGGAAAAUGUCCUUUAACUCCCCUAGAGGUUGGUUUGAUGCUUAGAGGAAUGGGCUUUGAUGAAAGGACAUAUAUCUAUUUGGCAUCUGGAAAGAUAUACAAUGCUGAGAAAACGAUGGCUCCACUUUUAGAAAUGUUCCCUAAUUUGCAGACUAAAGAGACAUUGGCAUCUGAUGAGGAACUUGCUCCAUUUAAGAACUUCUCUUCCAGGAUGGCUGCUAUAGAUUACACUGUAUGUCUCCACAGUGAGGUGUUUGUGACUACUCAAGGGGGGAAUUUCCCUCAUUUUCUUAUGGGCCAUAGGAGAUACUUAUACGGAGGACAUUCGAAGACAAUCAGACCAGACAAGCGGAAGUUAGCGCUACUCUUUGAUAAUCCUAAUGUUGGAUGGAAAAGUUUCAAGCGACAGAUGCUAAAUAUGCGGUCUCAUAGUGAUUCCAAGGGAUUUGAGCUGAAGCGGCCAAGUGAUUCCAUAUACACCUUUCCAUGCCCAGAUUGCAUGUGCCGGGCAAACAAGACAGAAAACUCAAGAUCAUCAUCAGCCACAUGAUGUUUUGGAGAGAGGUUUGGAUGGGUGACUCUUUUUGUGUCAGUAAUUUGUGAGUACAUAUGCUGCUGACCCCCCUUUUUGUGUGUUGUAAUUCUUUCAUUUUUUUUCUCUUUCCGUAAUGGUGAGAGGGCAUACACAUCAAAUUUUGGGAGCUCUCGAGGAUUUUGUUGGUCACAUUUUAUCUAAUCAUUUCCCGGGAUUGAGGGUAAGUUUCAUCUCUGAACAUGAUGCUGGAGAACACAAAAUGAUAAUCCUUGGGUUGCCAGAUUUUCCUGGGCAUGACUGAGGCAUCGUUUGAUGUCUCUGCAGUUGCAGCUGCUGUAUCUAACAAACUGCUAGAUGACAUCAGAUUCUUUGACACCCUGGUUUUAUCAUGUUUGUACAUUACAAUGCAGUUCAGUCUACUCUUGUAAGUCGACCAUUAGAAACGGGAUGCUCUUUUGUACAUUUAUCAUAAACCAGGGUAUUGAUUCUUUUGUGAUAAUUUCGGUUUUCAAUUCCCUUUGUAGUUCUUUUAGUAACUUUUGCUGGACUUAAUUCCACCAUUACUAGCGGACUUAGUAAUUAA
Molecule: messenger RNA, 2576 nt
Organism: Carica papaya (papaya)
Lineage: Eukaryota; Viridiplantae; Streptophyta; Magnoliopsida; Brassicales; Caricaceae
Product: O-fucosyltransferase family protein
Source: RefSeq, a predicted model, not a curated record